Drepanopeziza brunnea f. sp. 'multigermtubi' MB_m1 is the source of this 2004-nucleotide messenger RNA. The record is from RefSeq and is a predicted model, not a curated record. NCBI's taxonomy places the organism in Eukaryota, Fungi, Ascomycota, Leotiomycetes, Helotiales, Drepanopezizaceae.
AUGCGAAUUGCCUUUCUGCUUUUUCCCACGAUUUUGUCCCAGCUUCAGCAUAGGGUCCUUUUUUCCCAAGAACUCCGAUUCCAUUGCGCCACGACUGAGAGCAAUGCUCCUCAAGACCCCAUCGAGGCAACAAUACCAUACAGAGCAGAGAAUACAAAGCAAUACGGUCCAAAAUUAGCUGGUAUCCAAAAGCCCGCUAAAGCGGCCCCAUCCUUGAAGUCUAGCUUACCUACCCGAACUCCAACUUCCCAUUCUCUUCACUUUCCUCCCCCCCACAACACCAACAACUUCAUCAGCACACCACCAAAAACGCAUCUCAAUGCAACAAAACUGACUCCCGAGACUACUACAACCUUCUCACUUCUCCUCUCCCCCUUCCCCAUCCCUUUCCCUUUCCCCUUCCCCUUCCCCUUCCCCCUCCCCUUCCCCGCGUCUCACCACAAGUCCUACAGAUACUCUGGCAAUGUGGCUGUAACUAUCGCCUACUUUGCUUCAAGUCCUGCGAACAGAGAGGACAUCCGAGGUCCCAUAUUCCAUACCUUGCUUGCUUCCAUGAUCGGUGUUCUCGUUGCAUCAUUCACUCGCAAGCCCGUCGACUUCAAGAAACACGUCACAGUGAUAGGCGAGCCCCCAAGACACACUGAAGCUAGAGCAGAUGCUAGAAUCCUGUACCAUCUCAUAUCUCUCGGGCACAACACAGAAGAUACUCAAGGCACAUGGUGGGAGAGAGUUAGUAGUUUAUUUCACAGCGAGCUCUCCAUAUUCGAAAUCAUGGGCUACAACCAGCUUAGGCCGCCUGGAAAACUGAAGCACACCCAGCGUCUGCCGAAUUUCAGAGUCUUCACAGAGUCUUGGGCCUUGGCUGCGUACUCACGCUCUCCCUCAUACAUAGGAGGCAACACCGUUGCUCCGAUUUAUUCUACUCUCACAGGUGCUGGUUUCGGCGCGAGAGUAUCGAUUGGCUACAGCGAUGCCACCAUCAGACUUUUGUCUCUUGCUACCUUUGCAAGUAGCUUGGCCCCCACCAGUCAUCCUGUCCCGGAAAACAGCGCCCUCCUGAGCACCAUCCUGCCAGGAGGUGCCUGGCCGACAACCGAGCAACUAACUCAGCGGCUCCCUCUGCUCUUUGUUCCGGCGCCGAUGAUGGUUUUGGAACAAGACUUGUGCCAGCAGACGAGCUGGCGCUGUCCAACCUCUAGCUACGGCAAGGGGCAGAGGGACUCACUGGAAGCUCAUGGUCCCGGCGCAUAUGCUGAUGAGAGAUUCCAGGUUCUUCAAUCUCUUCCCGGCUUCGGCCGUCCUAGCGACACUCAAGUCCAACAACAAAUUGAUAACAUCGUCCAGUUAUCUUCAGUGUUGAUGAUCCCUCGUCGCGAGAAGAUUUUCUGCGACUGGGCUUGUUACUGCACAGUCCCAUUUAUGCGCUCAGGCUGCAAAGGAGACCCCUUAAGACAGGAUGGCGGUGGUACCCGCCUCGAUGCUGGCUCGCGUGGCACUGCUCGUGGUGGUGGCCAGAGGAUAUCCGCUCCUCGCUUCAAGCGAGGAACCGGCAACAACAACAACAACCGUUUCUCCGGUCUAAAGAACGAGGACGAAGAUAAUGAUGAAGAGGAUAAGAUCCCUUCAUCCUCCCAGGCUGCCAUUGCAGGAGGAGGAGGAGCAACUGUGCUAACUUCUGACGAAGAGGCUCAAGAAUUGAAGGAGAACUUCAUGAUUUCCUACCUCGCUUUGGACUUCGGUCACCUUCCAUAUGCAUUUCAAUCAGCUAAAUGCUUCAUCCUCUGGUCAUCGAGACCACCCUCAAACCCCCUCCAACCGCCGCCGCCGCCCAACGCUCGAAGUUGGCCCCGGCUCCUCCUCACUCCGCUUCCGCUCCUCCCGCGUGCACGUCGUCUCUCCCUUCGUAGACCUAGCCUCAGUCCUCGAGAGAGGGGGGAGGGGGGAUUCCCGAUAGCAGGUCGAUGGUCGAUGGUCGAUGGUGACAUCCAAGACUCAAGAAGUUGA